Etheostoma spectabile (orangethroat darter) is the source of this 4308-nucleotide messenger RNA. RefSeq names its product E3 ubiquitin-protein ligase TRIP12-like. Gene Ontology annotation, biological process: DNA damage response; protein polyubiquitination; proteasome-mediated ubiquitin-dependent protein catabolic process. Gene Ontology annotation, cellular component: nuclear speck. Gene Ontology annotation, molecular function: ubiquitin protein ligase activity. NCBI's taxonomy places the organism in Eukaryota, Metazoa, Chordata, Actinopteri, Perciformes, Percidae. The record is from RefSeq and is a predicted model, not a curated record.
AUGGACGACUCCACUGGACCUCAGCCCACAGUAUUUUCUCCUCCAUCAAGGCGGUUAAGUGAUGUCCUAAAGAGGAAACGGCUACCUAAAAGAGGGCCCAGAAGGCCCAAAUACUCUCCCCCAAGAGAUGAUGAUAAAGUAGACAAUCAAGCCAAGAGCCCUACCAGUACUCAGUCACCCAAAUCAUCUUUCUUGGCCAGUCUUAAUCCUAAAACCUGGGGCAAGCUGGGUGCCCAGACCAACAAUGCUAACUCGGAGCCCUCACGCAGCGGAGUGAGUGGUCUGGCAAGGGCACCUCCCAAGGACUCAAUUUCAAAUAAUAGAGACAAAAUAAAAGCUUGGAAAGAACAGGCAAGUAAGUUUGUGGAGCGCUACUUCAACUCUGAAAAUGUGGAUGGCAGCAACCCUGCACUGAAUGUACUCCAGAGACUUUGCACAGCCACUGAGCAGCUCAACCUCCAGGUGGACGGUGGUAUGGAGUGCCUGGUGGAGAUCUCCAAUAUUGUAUCGGAGUCUGACGUGUCGUCUUUUGAGAUCCAGCACAGUGGACUGGUGAAGCAGCUCCUGGUCUACCUGACCUCCAACACUGACAGAGACUUGCUCAGCCGCGACGUGCGGCUCAAGAGGUUCCUUCAUGUGUUUGCUGGCUGUCCGGUUCCAGGAAUGGAGCCUGUAAGUCGUCUGGACCCAACAGAGAAUGGUCCGUACUUGGCACUAGUGCAUAAAAUGAACAGCUGUCUGAGCCAAAGGCAGUUUCCUGUCAAAGUGCAUGAUUUCCCCAGUGGCAACGGCAAUGGCAGCAGGGGCUCUCAGGCAUUGAAAUUCUUCAACACACAUCAGCUCAAGUGUCAGCUGCAGAGACACCCAGAUUGCACUAAUGUUAAACAGUGGAAAGGCGGUCCUGUGAAGAUAGACCCCCUGGCCCUGGUGCAAGCCAUUGAAAGAUAUCUCGUUGUUAGAGGGUACGGCCGAAUCAGAGAAGAGGAUGAAGACAGUGAUGACGACGGUUCAGAUGAUGAAAUCGAUGAAUCACUGGCGGCACAGUUCCUGAACUCUGGCAGUGUACGUCACAGACUACAGUUCUACAUUGGUGACCACCUGCUACCAUACAACAUGACUGUAUACCAGGCUGUACGGCAGUACAGUCUUCAGGCAGAAGAAGAAAGAGAGUCGACAGACGAUGAGGCAAACCCACUUGGGCGAGCUGGCAUCUGGACCAAAACUCACACAAUAUGGUAUAAGCCUGUGAGAGAGGACGAGGACGGCAGCAAAGACGCUGUGGGUGGAAAGCGGGGCCGAGCCCAGACUGCUCCCACCAAAACCUCACCUCGUAACGCCAAGAAGCAGGAUGAGCUGUGGCAUGGUGGUGUGUGUCCCAGUGUCAUCAAUCCCUUAGAGACAUACCUCACUUCGGAGCCACCAGAGACCAUAACCUUUGAUGACCCCUCUUUAGAGGUCAACCUGCUGCUGAGGGUCCUGCACUCCAUCAGUAGAUACUGGUUUUACUUGUAUGAUAAUGCUGUGUGUAAGGAAAUCAUCCCUACCAGUGAGUUCAUUAACAGUAAGCUGACAGCCAAAGCUAACCGUCAGCUACAAGACCCACUGGUCAUCAUGACGGGAAACAUCCCUACUUGGCUCAUUGAGCUCGGAAAGACGUGUCCUUUCUUCUUCCCCUUUGACACCCGGCAGAUGCUAUUCUACGUAACUGCCUUUGAUCGUGACCGAGCCAUGCAACGCCUACUGGACACAAACCCUGAGAUCAACCAAUCAGAUUCUCAGGACAGCAGAGUUGCACCGCGUCUUGACAGGAAGAAGAGGACGAUAAACCGCGACGAGUUGCUGAAACAGGCAGAGUCUGUGAUGCAGGACCUCGGCAGCUCCAGGGCAAUGUUAGAGAUUCAGUAUGAGAACGAGGUUGGCACAGGUCUUGGCCCCACUCUGGAGUUCUAUGCUCUGGUGUCUCAGGAGCUCCAGCGGGCUGAUCUCGGCCUGUGGAGGGGCGAAGAGGUCACGCUGGCCAAUCCUAAAGGUAGCCAAGAGGCAACUAAGUACAUGUUCAGCUCCAGAGGACUGUUUGCUGUUCCCUUCGGCAGGACAACCAAACCAGCACACAUAGCCAAAAUCAAAAUGAAGUUCCGUUUCUUAGGAAAGCUAAUGGCGAAAGCCAUUAUGGACUUCAGAUUGCUGGACUUACCCCUGGGGCUGCCAUUUUAUAAGUGGAUGCUACGGCACGAGAUGUCCAUAAGCUCCCAUGACCUGGUGAACAUUGACCCCGGUGUGGCAAAGUCCAUCCAGCACUUGGAGGAUAUUAUCCGCCAGAAAAAGAGGCUGGAACAGGACAGAUCACAGACGAGGGAGACCCUACAGCAGGCACUGGAGAGCCUGAACAUGAACGGCUGCUCAGUGGAGGACCUGGGUUUGGACUUCACCCUUCCAGGAUACCCCAACAUUGAGCUGAAAAAGGGCGGCAAAGACUUUGCAGUCACAAUCUACAACCUGGAGGAGUACCUCAGGUUGGUGGUGUACUGGACUCUAAAUGAAGGGGUGUCCAGACAGUUUGAGUCAUUUAGGGAGGGGUUUGAGUCCGUCUUCCCCUUGCAUCACCUGCAGUAUUUCUACCCAGAGGAGCUUGACCAGUUGCUGUGUGGUAGUAAAUCAGAGACAUGGGACGUAAAGACACUGAUGGAAUGCUGUCGACCGGACCACGGCUACACACAUGACAGCCGUGCCGUACGGUUCCUGUUUGAGGUGUUGAGCAGCUUUGAUGCCGAGCAGCAAAGACUUUUUCUGCAGUUUGUCACAGGAAGCCCCAGACUACCUGUCGGUGGUUUCCGGAGCCUGAAUCCCCCUCUGACGAUUGUGAGGAAGACAUUUGAGUCAACAGAGAACCCGGAUGACUUCCUCCCCUCAGUUAUGACCUGUGUCAACUACCUGAAGCUGCCUGACUACUCCAGCAUAGAGAUAAUGCGAGAGAAACUGUUGAUUGCGGCCCGCGAGGGCCAGCAGUCUUUCCACCUUUCCUGAUCUCUCCACAUCUCACAUUCAAAUGCCUUCUACAGCGACUGAUGAAAUCAUGACUUCCUUCUUAGUUUUUUGUAACCACAUACAUUAAGGCUACAUGUACAGCCUUCUUGUUAGAGAAAGCAGCUUGCAGAAAAUUAAGACUCUAAAUAUAUAUUGCUGCCCCAGUCUCUCAAAAACAAAAAUGGUUCCAUGACUCACAGAACUAAAAUAUAAAAAAGAGAGAAAGUAAAACUUAUAUCAGUAGUUGAGUAAUGUUAAAAAAAAAAAAAAAAAUUUAAAAAAAGAUAAACAUCUGGGUGACAUUUUAAAUUGCAUUGCUAUGUGAUAUUUAAAAAGGGAUGUCUCCUCUCCAGAAUGGUGGACAACCUUACUGGGUGACGGGGUGGACGGGGAGGGAGGGUCAGGGGUGGGGGGGUUCCAUCGAGCAAGCUAGGUUUACUUCAGCUCCAAAGAUCAUUUGUACAGACAAAUUUGCAGACUUUGCUCAUUCUACACAUUUGAUAGAAUAGCUCUUUGUUCUCAUGUCUCUUCCCCUCAGUUCGUCUGAUCACAUUUUGUUGUGUAUUAUAUUGGCCCCAGUUCGUGUGUUGCAUUUUGGUUCGGCUUCUCUCCCCCCCCCCCCCCAUGUGUCUUUGCUUCAAGCUGUGGAAAAACGAGAGUUGCUGUUGGUUGAAUGCGGGUAGUGAUGAGCGCAUAUUAUCUUUUUUUUCCUCCCCUCUACCCAAGUUGAGAUUGUGUUCUGGCCUCCUUUAUUAUAGAGAGCUCCAGCUCCAAUGGAGAGUUGUAACCAAUGUGUUGAUCAGGUAAAUUUUGUUUUGCUCUUAUUUUGAUAGUGUCUUUCUGUUGGGCCCUACCUGAUGUGUAGGGUUAUCUUGGUAGACCAAGCUCUGAGCAACCCUCAACACAUAUUGUAGCUGGGCACAAAAUUUGGCUGGUCUCAUUUUAUCGUUUCAUGGCCAGAUAGCAUUUGAAGUUCAUUUAUGAAAUAAAGUUUAUAUGCAGUUUCACACCACAUUUGAGGUGGGAAUGUCUGCUUUACUUUUAUUUUUUUUAUUUUCUAUAUUGUCUUUAUUUCUUGCUGUAGUUGAUUAUUAUUAUUUUUUUCUUUGCACUGCUGGCUUGGAACAAACCGUGGUGUGCACCUGCAGUCUGUGGCCAGGGGAUGGCGCCACUGUAUGUUCUCCUGGCCCAAUCGUUCAUGUGCUGGUUUCUAAGAUCUGCAAUAAUUUACUGCAUCAGGUUCAUGUUUUUACCUGAACAUAAAUAAAGUAACUGUUUGACUCA